CCCUGUCGAACGGACUGGCAAUCUCCCCCUCCCUUUCCCUCGCCGUUAGGUACCACUCCUGAAGGCCUGAAGGCUCUCUCUCUCUCUCUCUGGGAUGAAGACUUUGGGGACCAAUUGCUGUCGACGUAUACGCGAUUCUGCCAGGCUAGGAUACACGGGCGCUACUUGCUACAUAUAUAUGAGUCCGAGGCUAUAUCACACGAGCCAAUAUUCAAUCCCAUCGAUCGAACUCACGUCCUUCCCCGCCGAACCAAGAGCUCGACAAUUACAGCACCGACGACCACAACAAUCAGUCCCAGCAACGCAUACAGACAGCGCCAACCCCACUUCAGUUCUAUGACACGCAGACGGUCGAUGAUCAUCUGGCGCUCUGCAUCGGUCUUCUCUGGUAGCCAGACGUAGGGAGAUUCGAUGUCGACUGCGGGUGCUCUCAACGGCGACACAAGAAUGGCGAUGCCAAGUAUCCAGAACGGCGGGAAAACUGCGCGGCGCCACGGUACAUAGCCAGCGUGAUAGGCUCUGGCGCUCGACGAGUGUAUCUAGGCGCAUCGACGUAUGGAGGAGGGACAUCGGACUGUCUCUCCUUGCAACAGCAAAAGAAGUCUUCGACCAGGGGACCGUUUCCGGAGAUACGAGAGGCAGGGAGCUGCUCGGGGUAGGUUCUCGAAGGGAGAGACAUGGUUGGACGAGACUAUUCGGGUGAAGAAUGCGGGGCUUGGGAGUGGAACGGGAAACGUGCCCCUUCUUAUGUCCCCGACGGUAUAAUUGAAUGACAAUCUAAUCGUCGUGGAGACAACGCAAACAUCGCUGGAUCACAAAGAACCCAGAGAUAGCUUCCACGAACACCAAUUGCUUUGUCUGUUCUUGUUUUGUCUGCUCCUCGUGGUUGAAAGAUGGAGCGGGGCGUCAAGUAGAAGGGUCAAUGAGACACAGGACCCGUCGGCUCACCGCAUAUGGAUUCAGAAAGGUUGAAAUAUACGAAAGCCGUCUACACGAGUCACA
Molecule: messenger RNA, 1002 nt
Organism: Mycena citricolor
Lineage: Eukaryota; Fungi; Basidiomycota; Agaricomycetes; Agaricales; Mycenaceae
Source: the annotation of a GenBank genome assembly